Molecule: messenger RNA, 3111 nt
Organism: Serinus canaria (Common canary)
Lineage: Eukaryota; Metazoa; Chordata; Aves; Passeriformes; Fringillidae
Gene: SLC12A3
Product: solute carrier family 12 member 3
Exons: 26
Coding region: 1-3111 (1036 amino acids)
Biological process (GO): sodium ion homeostasis; chloride transmembrane transport; cell volume homeostasis
Cellular component (GO): membrane
Molecular function (GO): sodium:potassium:chloride symporter activity
Source: RefSeq, a predicted model, not a curated record
AUGGCUGAGCUGCCCAUCCCAGAUCUGCCCCCAGCCCGCUGCAGCGGCCGCUUCACCAUCAGCACCCUCCUGGGCAUGGAGGAGGGGGGCCGGGGUCCCUACACACCCACUGAAGGGUCCAGCUGCGACAGCAUCCAGCCCACUCACCUGUCCAGCAGCACCCUCUGCACCAGGACCUUCGGCUACAACACGGUGGAUGUGGUGCCAGCCUACGAGCACUAUGCCAACAGCAAGGGGGUGGGCGACCUCAGGAAGGGCAGGCCCUCGCUGGCUGACCUGCACUCCAUCCUCAAGGUAACAGGGGGCUUGGCUGUACCCAUAGCAUCUCUGGCAUCCCCUGGCCAUGCUGCUGCUCCCUGCGAAGUGUCUGCUGGGCUGGAGGAGGCAGAAGGGGAGCCAGGCAGAGACUCCGUGCCAGAACCUGUCCGCUUUGGAUGGGUGAAGGGCGUCAUGAUCCGCUGCAUGCUGAACAUCUGGGGAGUUAUCCUCUACUUGCGCUUGCCCUGGAUCACCGCCCAGGCAGGAAUCGCCCUGACAUGGCUCAUCAUCCUCAUGUCUGUGACAGUGACCACGAUAACCGGCUUGUCCAUCUCUGCCAUAUCCACCAAUGGCAAAGUGAAGUCAGGAGGCACCUACUUCCUCAUCUCGCGGAGCCUCGGGCCAGAGCUGGGUGGCUCCAUCGGGCUGAUCUUUGCCUUUGCGAAUGCCGUGGCCGUGGCCAUGCACACAGUGGGCUUUGCUGAAACUGUCCGGGACCUGCUGCAGGAGCACAAUUCCCUCAUCGUGGACCCCACCAAUGACAUCCGAAUCAUUGGGGUCAUCACUGUGACAGUGCUGCUGGGCAUCUCCCUGGCUGGCAUGGAAUGGGAGGCCAAGGCACAGAUACUGUUCUUCCUGGUCAUCCUGGUUUCCUUCAUUAACUACCUGGUGGGAACAGUGAUCCCAGCCACUGCUGAGAAGCAAGCAAAGGGCUUCUUCAGCUACCGAGCUGAUAUCUUUGCUCAGAACUUUGUGCCCAACUGGCGUGGACCUGAAGGCUCCUUCUUUGGCUUGUUUUCCAUUUUCUUCCCAUCUGCAACUGGCAUCCUGGCUGGGGCCAACAUUUCAGGUGACCUGAAGGAUCCUGCCGUGGCCAUCCCCAAGGGCACCUUGAUGGCCAUCUUCUGGACCACAAUGUCCUACCUGGUGCUUUCUGCUACCAUUGGUGCCUGUGUGGUCCGAGAUGCCUCAGGCAGCCUGAACGACAGCGUGGCCGUGGGCUCGCCAGGCUGUGAGGGACUGGCCUGCAGCUUCGGCUGGAACUUCACUGCCUGCACCCAACAGCAGAGCUGCCGAUAUGGGCUCAGCAACUACUACCAGAGCAUGAGCAUGGUGUCUGGAUUUGGCCCCCUCAUUACAGCAGGAAUCUUUGGCGCUACCCUCUCCUCAGCAUUGGCCUGCCUUGUCUCAGCCCCCAAAGUCUUCCAGUGUCUCUGCAAGGACCAGCUCUAUCCUCUCAUCGGCUUCUUCGGGAAGGGCUAUGGGAAGAACAGCGAGCCCAUCCGUGGCUACAUGCUCACCUAUGUCAUUGCCAUUGGCUUUAUCCUCAUCGCCGAGCUCAAUGCCAUUGCCCCCAUCAUCUCCAACUUCUUCCUCUGCUCCUAUGCCCUCAUCAACUUCAGCUGCUUCCACGCCUCCAUCACCAACUCCCCAGGCUGGCGACCCUCCUUUCGGUAUUACAGCAAGUGGACUGCUCUCUUUGGAGCGGCUGUCUCAGUGGUAAUCAUGUUCCUGCUGACCUGGUGGGCAGCCCUCAUUGCCUUUGGCAUCGUCAUCUUCCUCCUGGGAUAUGUCCUCUACAAAAAGCCAGAUGUCAACUGGGGUUCCUCCAUGCAAGCCAGCUCCUACAACAUGGCACUCAACUACUCAGUGGGGCUGAGCGAAGUGGAUGAGCACAUCAAGAACUACAGACCGCAGUGCCUGGUGCUGACUGGCCCCCCCAACUUCCGUCCAGCGCUGGUGGAUUUUGUGGGGACCUUCACCAAGAACCUCAGCCUGAUGCUCUGUGGCAACGUGCUGAUUGGCCCACGGAAGCAGAAGAUGCCAGAGUCCCGGCUGAUGGCAGAUGGCCACACUAAGUGGCUAAUGAAGAGGAAGAUCAAGGCUUUCUACACAGAUGUGGUGGCUGAGGAUUUGAGAAGUGGCGUCCAAAUGCUGAUCCAGGCUGCUGGCCUCGGGAAGAUGAGACCUAACAUCUUAGUGCUGGGCUACAAGAGGAACUGGCGGACGGCAUCCCCACAGAGCCUGGAGGACUACGUGGGCAUCCUGCACGACGCGUUCGAUUUCAAGUACGGCGUGUGCUUGAUGCGGAUGAAGGAAGGGCUGAAUGUUUCCCGAGUGCUGCAGGCACAUGUUAACCCCACGUUUGAGGCAGCAGAGCACCCUGAGAAUGGCACUGGCAGCAGAGCAGCCCCAGGCACAGCAGUGGAUCCCACCGCCUUGGCCUGUGAGCAGCAGGCGAGCACCAUCUUCCAAAGCAAGCAGGGCAAGAAGACCAUUGACAUUUACUGGCUGUUUGAUGAUGGAGGUCUCACGCUGCUCAUUCCCUACCUCCUGGGGCGCAAGAAGCGGUGGGCAAAGUGCAAAAUCCGGGUGUUUGUUGGCGGGCAGAUCAACAGGAUGGAUGAGGAGAGGAAGGCGAUUGUCUCUCUACUGAGCAAGUUCCGCCUCGGCUUCCAUGAGGUCCACAUCCUCCCUGACAUCAACCAGAAACCCCGGCCAGAGCACAUCAAGAGAUUUGAUGAGCUCAUCGCUCCCUUCAGGCUGAACGAUGGCUUCAAAGAUGAGGCCACGGUGAAUGAGAUGAGACAGGGCUGUCCCUGGAAGAUUUCUGAUGAGGAGGUCGAUAAAAACAGAGCCAAGUCACUCCGACAAGUGAGGCUGAAUGAGAUUUUGCUGGAUUACUCACGGGAUGCAGCACUCAUAGCCAUCACCCCGCCCAUCGGCAGGAAGGGCCGCUGCCCCAGCUCCCUCUACAUGGCCUGGCUCGAGACCCUCUCUCAGGACCUGAGACCCCCCAUUAUCCUCACCCGAGGAAACCAAGAGAACGUGUUGACCUUUUACUGCCAAUAA